GCCACCAUGACGUCGCUCAACACACAGGGCGUGUGCGGCUGCAGCGCCGGGGCGCCCGCCUACCUGGGCCCGUCGCUGGCGGGCACGUGCGGGCCGGGCGCGUUCGCGCUCUUCAUGGGCCUGCUGGACGGCUUCCUGCGGCGCCAGUGCGACAUCGCCGACCCGUGCGGCCGCGUGCGCGAGCCCGACCCGCUGGCGCUGCGCGUCGGCGCGCGCUACGACUUCAUCGUCGUGGGCGGCGGCAGCGCGGGCUCCGCCGUCGCCGCCAGGCUCUCGGAGGUACCGGAGUGGCGCGUGCUGCUGCUGGAGGCCGGCGGAGACGAGCCGCCGGGCUCCGCGGUGCCCUCCAUGGUGAUCAACUACCACGGCAACCCCGAGCUGGACUGGAACUACAAGACCGAGCCCGAGAAAGCCGCCUGUCUCGGCUACCCGGAGCAGCGCUGCGACUGGCCCCGGGGGAAGGUGCUGGGCGGCUGCUCGGUGCUGAACGGCAUGAUGUACCUGCGCGGCCACGCACGCGACUACGACCGCUGGGCGGAGGAGGGCUGCGAGGGCUGGUCGUGGCGCGACGUGCUGCCCUGGUUCCGCUACUCCGAGGACAACCUGGAGCUGGAGCGCGUGGACCCGGCGCUGCACGGCCGCGGCGGCCCGCUCGCCGUCACCAGGUUCCCGCACCAGCCGCCCAUGGCCUACGACAUCCUCAGCGCCGCCGCCGAGCAGGGCUGGCCCGUCAACGACGACCUCAACGGCGACAGCCCCGUCGGCUUCACCAUCGCCCAGACCACCACCAAGAACGGCAGCCGGCUGAGCAGCGCGCGCGCCUUCCUGCGGCCGGUGCGCGACCGGCCCAACCUGACGGUGCUGCUGAACGCGACGGCGACGCGCGUCGUGGUGGACCCGCGCACGCUGGCCGCCACCGGCGUCGAGUACGUGGUGCGCGGGCCCGACGGACGGACCUCCAAGGAGACGGCCGCCGUCAGCAAGGAGGUGGUGCUCAGCGCCGGCGCCGUCAACUCGCCGCAGCUGCUGCUGCUCUCCGGCGUCGGGCCCAAGGACGACCUCGAGAAGGUCGGCGUUAAGGUGGUGCACGACCUGCCCGGCGUGGGGCGCAACCUGCACAACCACGUGGCGUUCUUCCUGGACACGGAGCUGCACAACGAGACGGACCAGCGCGACCUGGACUGGGCGGCCGCCGUCGAGUACAUGACGAGCCGCAGCGGGCCGCUCUCCAGCACCGGGCUCUCGCAGGUCACCGCCAAGCUCUACUCGGGCCUCUCCCCGCCGGGGCCCAACAGCGGGCCCGCGGCUGACCCGGACGUGCAGCUGUUCUUCGCCGGCUACCUGGCCAACUGCGCGCGCACCGGGGAAGUGGGCGACAGGGCCUCGGAGACGCCGAUGCCGCGCCACGUGUCCAUCUCGCCGGUGGUGCUGCACCCCGAGAGCCGCGGCCAGAUCAAGCUGCGCUCCGCAGACCCGCUGCAGCCGCCGCUCAUCUACGCCAACUACCUGGACCACCCGAACGACGUCCGCACCCUCAUUGCGGCCAUCCGAGCUGGCAUGAAGCUCGCCUCCUCCAAGGUGCUGCGCGAGAAAUACGGUAUGGAGGUGGUGAAGACGCCGGUGGAGGGCUGCGAGGCCUUCACGUGGGACUCUGACGAGUACUGGGAGUGCGCGGUGCGCCGGCAGACGGGCCCGGAGAACCACCAGGCGGGCUCGUGCCGCAUGGGCGCCGCCGACGACCCCGACGCCGUCGUGGACCCGCAGCUGCGCGUGCGCGGACUGCGCAACGUGCGCGUCGCAGACGCCUCCAUCAUGCCGCGCGUCGUCUCGGGCAACACCAACGGCCCCUGCAUCAUGAUCGGCGAGCGCGCCGCCGACUUCAUCAAGCGCCAGUGGCGCAGCGGGGUGGACCUCAGCAACCGAGUGGGCGCCGGCAGCAGCAGCACCAGCACGGGCCGCCCCUACCCGGCCGCCGGCAAGCCCGGCCUCGCCACGGCGCCCUUCCAGAACAAGUACCCCACCUCCAAGUCGCCGCCGGCUUUCCCACCCAAGCCGGUGCCCGGCGCGGCGCCGUACCCGCCGUCCGGGUUCAAGCCGGGCGGCUGGUCCUUCCCGUACAACCCGCAGGGUCACGGGCAGUACCACUUCCACCACGCCAACUUCCCGCAGCAACAGACGCCGGCGCCGUACCAGUUCCCCCGGAAACCGGAGCCCAAGCAGGACAGAAACUACUCCAAUCUGAGGGUGGCCGGAUCGUCCAACUGGGAUCCUACCAGGACUCCGCCCUUCCAAGGGUACAGUGCCAACCCGUCUGCUUGGGGAGGCAGUGGUAGCUCCCAGCAGUGGUGGGCGCAGAAGGGUUAGGCAUGUUGCGUCACGCACUGGGAUAAUCUUCGGAAGAGCUUAUAAAUAGGAACUUUUGUGUCUACAAUGUAGAACCAGUAAAGAGGAUGUGAAGCCACUGACAGUACUGCCGGAAAUGGUGUACCUUUGUAUGGUGGGAAAAUUACUCAUUGUUGCACAAGGAAACGUAGUGUUACAGUGGAAAACGACAUGCAAAUCGCUGCUUAUUGUAUACGUUUUGUUGUUUCCUGUAGCGUUGAUUACGUUUGUUCCGAAAGUUACUCUUAAUACUGUUCAAAAUGUAUAAUUACUCUGUAACUUAACGUAAUUUUGGAGUUUCUUUGUUAAUUACAGUUACUGUUGAGCCGUGAUCACAGGCUCUAUAUCGUAUUGCGUUGUCACACUACUUGGACUGUACGAUUCCCUUCCUCGUGUCCUCUUCAUUCUUUUUACCAUAUACAGUCUCUGACACAAUGGUCCAAAACAACAGCAGAUUCUACAGACUUCUCUGCGUAAACAUUUUGAGAUAGCGAUGUUCGUAGGAGCGGUUUACAAGACGGCCGUCUAUGCCUCCUUAAUCUUAUCCGAAUCCCAACUGGAGGACAUAACCACUCCUUUUGGCAUGGAGAAUCUCUUACUUUUCCAUGCACUGUCUUUCCCAUGAAGAUAUGUACUAUUUAUGUUACUGGAAAACCAAAUACGAAAUAUUUAUUUUAUAGUAUACUUGGCUAUAAUGAGUUGAUGUUCUACUCCAAGAUAAUCAAUAAAGAAAACCUUCG
Molecule: messenger RNA, 3122 nt
Organism: Schistocerca cancellata (South American locust)
Lineage: Eukaryota; Metazoa; Arthropoda; Insecta; Orthoptera; Acrididae
Product: glucose dehydrogenase [FAD, quinone]-like
Exons: 8
Coding region: 7-2364 (785 amino acids)
Molecular function (GO): oxidoreductase activity, acting on CH-OH group of donors; flavin adenine dinucleotide binding
Source: RefSeq, a predicted model, not a curated record